CGGCAAUCUUGAACCGGAGCCUAAUGCCCCGCAUAAAACGCCUUUUCCUGCGCGAGGCAGUACCAUCCAUGAUGUCCGAGCUCCCUUCUGUAGUCGUAUAUCGUUAUGAUGCUUCUCCGUUUUCAGUAAAGGUUGACAACGUCUUGUUACUCAAAAACGUACCUCAUCAUAAAGUCAAUGUCGCCUCAUUGCUCCCGCGACCUGAGAUCAAGGAUCUGCUUGGUCUAGGAUACAGGCGCAUCCCCGUGUUGGCCAUCGGAAACGAUGUCUACUGUGACACUAGUUUGAUCUGCUCCGCUCUAGAACGAAGAUUUCCUACCACUAAGGACUAUGGCACCAUAUUUCCUCCGAGAAAGCAGGGCGGCAGCCCAGACACGACUCUUAUCAAGACAUUCACCAAGAACUAUGUCGAUAGCGUAGUGUUUCCCCUCGCGCCUCCUCUCCUUCCGUGGGAGAAGUUCCCAGAAGCAUUCAUUAGGGAUCGAUCAUCGAUGAGUGGUCCCAUAUCUGUCCCUGCCAUGGUGGCUGCGCGCGGGAGGUGCCUCAGUCUUCUAUCAGCACAUCUGGCCUUGACUGAGGAACAACUCUGCGAUGGAAGAGAGUGGCUAUUCGACACUACUUCUCCCAGUCUCGCCGAUAUCUCUCUUCACGUUGUAUAUUCUUGGGUCAAGUCCUUCCGGAGGCUCGAAACUAAAGCCCUCUUCGACGAGCACAAGUUUCCACAUGUCAUAAACUGGCUUUCAAGAAUGACCAACCACCUUGAUACUCUUAGGACGCAGUUCGGUGUGCCCAAAUUCCAGGGGGAAGAAGCUGCAACCUCAAUCUCCGCUUCUCCCCAUGAACCUUAUGAUGUUGUUGGUUUUGAUGCUGCGGAUGGGGCCCGUCUCGGAUUCCAGCCGGGCGACCUCAUCUCCAUCGCACCGGACGAUACUGGUCGAAAUUUUCCGACGAUUGGGAAGUUGGUGGGCUUGAACUCAGAGGAGCUUGUGAUCGAAACUGAAGGGAAGUUUGGUAUCAUUCGGUGCCAUUUCCCCAGAAUCGGGUUCACCGCUUCGCCG
Messenger RNA from Guyanagaster necrorhizus, 1058 nucleotides. RefSeq lists its product as uncharacterized. The record is from RefSeq and is a predicted model, not a curated record. The transcript is spliced from 8 exons. The annotation marks the transcript as partial. NCBI's taxonomy places the organism in Eukaryota, Fungi, Basidiomycota, Agaricomycetes, Agaricales, Physalacriaceae.